AUGUCUCCAUGUCAAAUUCACGAUCACACGUCGUCAAUUAUUGAGAAGUGUCAAGAGCAGCUGAAGCCUCGUUAUGCCACCUUCAGUAAAGCGAAAACAGUUCCGUGGCUCGACAGCUGUUCUGUUGAUAUUGAGGAGAUCUACACACCUUUGCACUGGGUCCGAGAUGAAAGGAAGCCCAGCGGAGUGACACAAGAGGAACUUGGAGACUACACCGACAUGUUCAUAGGAAAUAGAUAUCAUCCUAAACCAACACGAAUGCUUGUUUAUGGCCGGCCAGGAAUUGGCAAGAGUACGUUUUGUAAAAGGGCUGCAUGUGACUGGUCGAAAUCCUUACAAGAAAUCCUAAUGAACUUUUACAUUUUACUUCUGAUCAAGUUGCGAGAUGUGUGUGACAUGGAAAACAUUCGUGAUGUAUUGCGUGCGUCUAAACUGCUGGCCGGUGAUGGUCUGGUCUCAGUUGAUAGUUUUUAUCAUUACAUAAUUAACAAUCAAGAUAAGGUUCUUCCGAUUUUGGAUGUUUAUGAUGAGUACAGCUGUGCAAAAGAACACUCCCACAUCCUUGAAAUUUGUAAGGGCGAGCUACUGAGAGAUUCCCACGUUAUUGUCACCACGCGACAAAUUAAAUGUGACGAGUUAAGAAGUCUUAGUCACGUUCUGUUUGAAAUUCACGGUUUCAAAAGCUGGAAACAAAUCAAAACCUUUGCAAGAAAAUUUCUGACAAGCGAGCAGGAUGUUAGUGAGUUUAAGACCUACCUGCAAGAAAAAGCUCUCAAAGGCAUGGCAGAAAUACCUCUCCUCCUGCUGAUACUAUGUCUGGUUUGGAUUGAGAGACGUCAUGAAGAAAUGCCAACAUCACGGGCCGACAUUUACACCAGUUUCAUUCAAACCAUGCUGAAUCACAGGAUCAAAAGAGAUGCUAAGUCAGAGCCUUUUAAGAAGUUGACCUCAGAAGAAAUCCGAAAAGACGUCAGUAAUACUGGGAAGCUUGCAUUUGAUGCGCUUUUACAAGGCUCUCUCUUUAUGCGCCUAAGUUAA
Stylophora pistillata is the source of this 1038-nucleotide messenger RNA. Its product is annotated as baculoviral IAP repeat-containing protein 1a. NCBI's taxonomy places the organism in Eukaryota, Metazoa, Cnidaria, Anthozoa, Scleractinia, Pocilloporidae. The record is from RefSeq and is a predicted model, not a curated record.